Didymodactylos carnosus is the source of this 1104-nucleotide messenger RNA. The record is from the annotation of a GenBank genome assembly. Lineage: Eukaryota; Metazoa; Rotifera; Eurotatoria; Philodinida; Philodinidae.
AUGAGUGAUUUAAACAUUACUUUUGAAAAUAUUUUUAAUAUUAAUUUAACAGCGCGAACAAUAUCGAGUCCUUAUGAUUAUUUUGUGGAUACUGUCAAAUCUGUUACAGAAUCUAUAACGCCAUUGUUAGAAUUAGCACGAGUUUUUCUUAGUAUUAUCACAUUUAUAUUAGUUCAUUUUUCACAUUUAUAUCGGUAUACAUCAUUCGGAUUACACAUCAGGUUUCUCGCUAUUUAUGAUGCAUGUCGUGUAUUUGAACGUUUAUUUUAUUGGUUUCCACCGUUAUCCUUAUUUAUAGUAAAAUACAAAUAUACUCGAUGUAAUUUUGCAUUUUUCUUACAAAAUUUUUUUUCUCAUUUAUCUGUUGCCACUAUUGUUAUGUUAUCUGUCGAACGUACAAUUAUAUUAUGGUAUCCAUUUCGUGCUCGAAUUCUAAUAACUGUUCGUAAAGCUAUUAUUUUUGAAUUAUUUAAUAUUUUUUCAAUGUUUAUUGCCACACAUUUUUAUUUGAUACCAAAUUAUUUUCAAUCAAUGGAUUAUACAAAAUGUUUUUAUUCUAGUCCAUUUUUCAUUUAUAAUUUAAAUGUAAUCUUUGAUUAUAAAGUCUAUGCCAUUGUUGAUGUUCUUCUAUUUUCAUUGAUACCCUGUUUCAUUACAUUUAUUUCAAUAUUUUUAAUUAUCAUUGGUCUAUGUAAACAUCGACGUACAAGAGAUCAUUUAACAAUAAAUCGUGAACAAUCUUCAUCGUAUGAAACAAGUAUUAUUUUAAUUUUUAUUGCCAUAUUACAAUUAUCUACAACAUUUCCACUUCGUAUACUUGUAUUAUUAAAAUAUUUUAUUUCAAUAGAUUUUACAUUAUUUAUGGGACUUUAUUAUUUGUUUAGUUUUAAUGAAUUAUUAGCAUCAACAUUAAAUUUUGCCGCAUUUAUAUUACCAUUCAAAACUGUACGAAAAGAAUUUAUAAGUGUUUUCUUUGCAUUUUGUUAUCAAACAACACAUGAACAACAACAAAAUAAUACAAGAAGAAUUUCUUCAUCUCCUUAUCAUAUUCAACAUCCACCAAUUAUUAACAUUAUUCCACCACCACCAUCAUCACCACUAUAA